CUGACCUCAGUGUUAGUAUAUGAAAUUGUCUUAACACAGGAAUAUGACAGAGCUGAUUAAUCUAACAGGAGAAAGAGUGAUGAACAAAAAGCAGGCUGAGCAAAAGAACUCAUCAUCCUGAAAAGAGAGGGGAGGUGGAAACCCAGGCAAACAGAAGAAUAUAGUGAAAUCCUUAAAAUUCUGAAAGAUUCCCCAAAAAUGAGCCUCAGAAAUGAUACUAGUGAAAGAAGCAUUCAUAUUGCUGAAGCAAUCAUUUAUGUACCAGUGUUCUUUAUUGGAGUUAUCCUAAAUGUGUUUGCUUUAAGGAUAUUCUGUUGCAAACUGGUCAAAUGGACUGAAACCAGAGUAUAUAUGACCAAUUUAGCCAUAACAGACUGUCUAUUUCUCUUCACUUUGCCUUUCAGACUACUUUCUAACUUUCUAUAUAAGAGUAUAUAUAAUAUAUACCUGAAUAAAUUAUGCAUGGUUUUGGAGACUGCAUAUUUUAUCAGUCGAUACAUGAGUGUCUUCCUUAUUACCAUAAUCGCACUUGAUAGAUACAUCGCCAUAAGAUAUCCUCUUCAAGCAAAGACUAUCAGGUCUCCUUUAAAGUCAGCCCUUGUCUGUGGACUUUUUUGGAUCAUAAUUAUAACUAUUGCACUUGCAUCCAUAUAUGUGAAUAAUGAAAAGGGCAAAAUUUGCUUUCAAACAAUUCAAAGACCCCCAUCAGAGACUUCUUUUGCCGUGGUAAUAUGGGGAUUUUUUAUACCUUUAAUUAUCUUGAGUUUCUGUUCGGUUCAAAUAAUUAAAAAACUCACAAGGAAGAAAAAGACCCAUCUUCAUGAAAAAAAUGUCAUUCAGAAAGCAAUCAACAUAAUUCUGGCAAAUAUAACCACAUUCAUCAUCUGCUUUUUACCGCUCCAUGUUGUCUAUUUCGUUAAAUACAUAAAUUUCAAAAAUGCUACUGAUGCUAAUCUUAAACAUGAUCUGUCUCUAAAGGUUGCUAUUAUUCUUGCUAAUACCAACUGCUGCUUGGAUGCAUUUUGUUAUUACUUUGUAAGCCAGGAAUUUAAGGAGGCUUCCGUAGUACGAAAGACACAGAAUCAAGCACCUGAAAAUCAACUUACUGAAAUUAUUUAGGAAGGCCAUGACUCAACCAACAAUUCUGAUACCUUCAGACCUGUCUGGCAUCAUCUUCCUCCUAAAAGUUUGGAUUGGAAUUCUCUUUGCAGUCUUGAUAAAGUACAGCUUAGCCUUCUCUAUUAAUAUAUUCAUAUGAAGACAACAUGUUCCCAUGUGUAUUGGAGUAUACAUUAUAAGUUUCAGGGAAAUCAAUUUGAAAUGCAGGUUACUUUCUGGAAAUGUUGCUGUUUCAUUCUUCAGUAAUUAAUGUCUCUUAUUGUUUGAUUUGUUGCUUUUUGAUGCAUCACAUACACCAAAUGUAUAUAGCA
This is a messenger RNA of Thamnophis elegans (Western terrestrial garter snake), 1430 nucleotides long. It is a transcript of the gene GPR35, whose product is annotated as G protein-coupled receptor 35. The coding region runs from base 199 to 1119 and encodes 306 amino acids. Gene Ontology annotation, biological process: positive regulation of Rho protein signal transduction; phospholipase C-activating G protein-coupled receptor signaling pathway. The transcript is spliced from 2 exons. Gene Ontology annotation, cellular component: membrane. Gene Ontology annotation, molecular function: G protein-coupled receptor activity. The record is from RefSeq and is a predicted model, not a curated record. Lineage: Eukaryota; Metazoa; Chordata; Lepidosauria; Squamata; Natricidae.